UCUGACUUUUGUGGGACCGGGACGUCGUUCGAACCAUGGCCAAGUAUAUUGUGCAAAUAAUAAUCAUCGGUUCUCAAAUAGUCGGCAAGGCSCUGACCAAAGCUCUCAAACAAGAAUACGCCGCAAGCCAGGAGGCAGCUCGCAGGGCCGGUGGAGGACGUGCCGGCGCAGCGCACGCUGCUGCUAAUGCCAAGGCUGGCAUCACGUUGGAGGAGGCCAAACAGAUAUUAAACGUCAAAGAUAUGACACAAGAUGAAAUCCAGAAACGAUACGAGUAUUUAUUCAAAAUAAAUGACAAAUCUGUAGGUGGUUCAUUUUACUUGCAGUCAAAAAUAUACAGAGCUAAAGAACGGCUAGACAAAGAAAUUUCUGAUAAGAGUGAAAAGGCGUAGAUAAUCUAGAGUAGGUAACUGAUAUGUUAUUUUUAUGUGUUAAUAAGCAUGUAUAAAAUUGUUGUAAUAAAAUAAAAUGAAUAAAACAAAAACAAUUUUUUUUUUAAUUUAAAAAUGUAGUCAAUUGUAUCAAAAUAUAUAAUUAUAGUGCUAAAGCAAAACUGAAAAUGUUAAGUGUUUUUUGUAAUAUUAUGUCAGGUCUGCAGGGUGGUGUACAAAAACAUUUGUUAGAUGUUAAUUAGGAUAGGAUUGGAUUUAAAGUAUAUAUUGAAUUUGAAAUAUUAUUACCAGGAACGGCGCUAGGAUUUGCGGAGCCCCGGGCAAAAUAAAUAACAGUCACAUUACAUAUUAUCCAAACUAACUAAUCUCUGAACAGUAUAAAAUAUMAUUUAAGAACUGCGGGRUAUUGAUUAUAAUUUUAAAAUCGCGGGGCCCAGGGCAACUGCCCCGAUUGCCCCCCUCGCUCCGUCCCUGAUUAUUACCCAGCCAGUGUUACAGYAUUUUGUAUUGAACUCUGAUUAUCAUAUACAACAGGUAAUACAUUCUUAGAUCUAUUGAGAGGUAAGUUUUAAAAGAAAGGUAGAUUGUUAAAUCUAGCAGUGGAUCAUAGUUAUUAGUUAGAAGGGAAAAGUUCUUGAUCAUUUUAUGUGGAUGAUUAAAGUUAUUACUGUGUUCUGAAAUAUUUCAUAAAAAUAUAUGAGAGAAUAAUUUACAUUUCUAAUUUAUCAAAAAAUAACAAAAAUGUAUGAUGUAUAAAUAUAAGCAGUUACUUACAGCUAUAAGGAUAUUAUAAUCUCCUUAAAUCAACUAUAUACAAAAAUCCUAAAAAAGGAAUGGACAUUAGUUUGCUAUAUUUGUUUAAUACUAACUUGAUUCUAAAAAUGUUAACUUGUGAU
This is a messenger RNA of Diuraphis noxia (Russian wheat aphid), 1288 nucleotides long. It is a transcript of the gene blp, whose product is annotated as mitochondrial import inner membrane translocase subunit Tim16. Gene Ontology annotation, biological process: protein import into mitochondrial matrix. The record is from RefSeq and is a predicted model, not a curated record. Lineage: Eukaryota; Metazoa; Arthropoda; Insecta; Hemiptera; Aphididae. Gene Ontology annotation, cellular component: TIM23 mitochondrial import inner membrane translocase complex.